Dreissena polymorpha is the source of this 6037-nucleotide messenger RNA. RefSeq names its product major facilitator superfamily domain-containing protein 12-like. Bases 549 to 2189 code for a protein of 546 amino acids. The transcript has 12 exons. NCBI's taxonomy places the organism in Eukaryota, Metazoa, Mollusca, Bivalvia, Myida, Dreissenidae. Gene Ontology annotation, cellular component: membrane. The record is from RefSeq and is a predicted model, not a curated record. Gene Ontology annotation, biological process: carbohydrate transport. Gene Ontology annotation, molecular function: symporter activity.
ACAAGCACAUGAUUGUCACGUGGUGUUGAUAUAUCGCGAUUUAUAAGUGCCCGUUUGUAAAUAGUGUGUACAUGUUGAUUUUACAUUAACGAUCAAACGACACGGGAUGUGAAGAGAUUUGCUAAAGGUUGUGACCUUUAUUCUAAGAAAAUGAUAACUUAAAAUCUGAAUGUUGAUUUUUAAUUGAUUUUACAAAAUCAGAUAUGCUUCUCUGCGUGAUUAAAUAGAUUUUCACUUAAAAUAAUCUAGUUAGUGGGAAUUUGUGUCUAAAUACGUGUUAAAAAGAGACUCACAUUUAAGUCCUUCUGGGAGCAUAAUAAUUAGUGCAUAAUAAUGGUUUGAUAAAUAACUCAAAUAAUAUUUUAGUCAUACGUGCAUUAAACAUCCUUAUUAAACAGAAACAACACAAUUUUGAACCAGUGUAAUUGAAGUCAAACUGUGAAAUAUUAAUAUUUUGACUUAUUGGGGCUACAGUAUUAUAUAAGUGAAGAGAACGGCUCAGUGAGUGUGUUAAAUUUAUCAAAGCAAAAUAAAAAAACAGAUUGAAAAUGUCUGACUCCGAGACUUCACCGCUGCUACAUCAGCGCAAGUUGCCGCUGUUGCAGAAGUUCUCGUACAGCGUGGGCCAUGUCCUGAACGAUCUUACAGCCUCCAUGUGGUUCACCUACAUGAUCAUCUACUUCCAUCAGGUGAAAAACUUUGACAACGGCUUGUCUGGAAACUUAGUUCUUAUUGGACAGGUCAGUGACGCCAUUUUCACUCCUUUAAUCGGGUACGAGUCUGACAAGGUACGGGGAUGCGGCAACAUGGGAAAGAGAAAGACAUGGCAUUUCAUAGGUACCUUGUGUGUUUUACUAAGUUUUCCGUUCCUGUUCAUCGGUUGUAUCACAUGUGAUAAUGCAGAGGACGUGCCACAGUUCAUCUACUACGUGCCGUUUGUCGUGAUAUUCCAGUUUGGCUGGGCGGCCACUCAGAUUAGCCAUCUGGCUCUCAUAAAUGAUCUCACAGAGAACGAGCAUGAGAGGACUGGUCUCAAUGGAUACAGAAAUGCCUUCACUGUUUUAUCCAACGUGGUCGUGUACGGUAUUGCAUGGGCGAUAUUUGAACUAAAACAUUCAGUUAGCACCUCCAAUGAUCUAUCGGCUGCAGACCAUGAUAAAUUUAAGCUGCUGGUGCUGAUAGUGGUGGGUGUGGGUCUAGUGUUCAGCGUGAUAUUUCUCAUUGGCGUGAAAGAGCGUCCACACCCUUGCCAUGAGGAUGAGCCCACAAACUCUGAGUCACAAGAUCUCAACUCCCUCGAGAAAUCCACGCUGAAAAAGAUGGCCAUGACUUGGACAUGCUGGUUGAGAGAACACCAGUUUUAUCAGGUUGCUGUUAUCUACAUGGCGACAAGACUUUUGGUAAAUGUGUCCCAAGUCUAUCUGCCCAUGUACAUCACAGAGACCAUCAAAAUGGACAAGCAAUCAAUCGCCAUCGUCCCUUUGAUUGUGUAUGUGAGUGGGUUUGUCACUUCCCUGGCCAUGGAACAUGUGAAUCGCUAUGCAGGUCGCAAGAUGACCUACGUGCUAGGUUUAGGAUUCUGUGUGGGUGCCAGCAUCGUGUUCUACCUGCUGCCUGAGGGAAGCCGGCUCGUGUACCUGGCUGCAGUGCUCAGUGGCAUCGGAGGCUCUACGAUACUUGUUACCUCCCUUGCCAUGACCUCGGAUCUCAUCAAGGAUAAUAAUGAAAGCGGUGCCUUUGUCUAUGGUGCUAUGAGUUUUACCGACAAGCUGUCUAAUGGAGUUGUAAUUGUCAUCAUUCAGCAACUGCAUCCCUGUGCUGUUAUUAUGUUCAAGGAAAUCAGAGGGUGCUGUCCAUUGUGUAAGGAGUACUACAGACAGAUCAUGACAUUCGUGCCAGGUGGCUGCGCCAUUCUAGCGUUCAUUUUUCUGCUAACUUUGCUGCCACAGAAACUGGGCAUGAGAAGAAAGCAAGCUAGAAUCCUGCAGCCCGUCCUUGCCGCCCAAACAAGCAGAUAUGGCAGCCAUGAAAGCACGGAGCCCACACGGCGUGACAGCCAUCUUGUCAACGACAGGAUUGUUGAGGACCCAAAGGAAUCCAGUGGGGAUCUGGACUCCGGGUCCUCUGAGUCUGAGCCAAAGUACGCUACGUGUAAUAGACUGAGUGCUGCCGAUGCUGUUAUACGGUAGCCCGGGGCAUGAAGACAUUUACUCAAUGUGCUUUUGGUGCUGAUUUGCUUUGACUGCAUUUCUCUGCUUAAAUGGCUGGAUUUUCAUAGAUAAUUGGUGGAUGUGGAGUAUGCUUUGUUUUAUUUCAAACUUUUUUUUGUAAAGAAGAUUAUGUAUUUCAUAUGUUGGUUGUGUAAUGCCUAAAAUUUAUUCUUUUGUUUUAUUAGCUCACCUGAGCACAACCUGCUCAUGUUUAGCUUUUGGGAUUGCCAUUUGUCCGUCUUUUGUUCUGCUUCGUGCAUUGCGUGUGGUUAACAUUUACCAAUUGAACAAUCCAGAGGCCACAUUUAUUUCCCAAUCUAAUUAAAACUUGGUCAGAAUAUUUGUCUCAUUGGAAUCUUUGUAAAUUUGAAACUGGGUCAUUUUGGGGUUAAAAUUGGUUACUUAGUCACAUUAAAGAAAAAUGUUGUAAAUACAGGGGGGCCACAUUAAUUUCGAAGCUUCAUGAAACUUGGUCAGAACAUUUGUCUUAAUUAUGUCUCAGUAAAGUUGUAAACUGGGUCAUGUUGGGUAAAAAACUUGGUCACAAGGUCAAAUGAAAGAAUAAGCUUGUCAAGCAACCUGGAGCCACAUUUAUUGUCCAAUCUUUAUUAAACUUUGUCAGAACAUUUUCCCCAAUAAAAAAGCUUUCAAGUUUGAAACAUAGUCACAUUAUGUCAAAAACUUGAUCACUAGGUCAAAUAAAAGAAAAGCUACAUGUGUGAGAUAUGGGUCGGUCUAUUAAAAGACAUGUUGCUGUGAUGUUUUCCAUAUGUGGUUAAGUAAAAACCGUUGGAUGCUCUACACGUCAAAUUUUCAACCUAGUCAUGAAAAUUGCUCUCAAAUAAAAAUAUUGUUUUGUUAUGAUAUCUAGGACAAGCUGUCACAUGUUGAUGCAGUAUUCCUUAUUAGUCAUUUGUUAAACCUUGUGAACGCUUUCUGUUCCAAAACUGUUUAAUUCUUUUAGGUCUUAGAGGAAUGUUUACAAGCCUUUGGACAUCUUGUUUUCUGUUUUUUUUGCCCAUUUAUAUUAUGUUUUUUUAUGCUUUUGCAUGUUUUGUUUAUGCUUAAUAUAAGUAAUCUGUUGUAUGUCUGUCAUGAUUUAGACUCCUCAUUUAGUACAUGUGGUGAUGUAUGUUCAUCUCUGUGCAAUCCAACAUUGCGUUGUGUUUGUAUUCACAUAGAUCAACUCUAUGAAGCAUGGACUGAAAAUAGAAAAUAAAUGUUUGUAUUUUUUUUUCAAAUAAAGUAUUUUUAAUGUUGCUAGUAGAUGAUACAGAAUCUGAUUGUAACAUUGGAUUUUGUAUCAAAUAUUUGUUUUAUAUUCCUCAUUUGUAUAUAGAUAGAAAUUUUUGUAGAUAUCAAGAACAUUAUGCAUCAGACGUUUAUUAAAUAUUUACAGGUGUCAAUAUAUAUUUAAACAUUUUGUCAUGUGGCUAUAUAGAUAUAAUCACCCAAUACCCAGUAUUUGCUUUUCAAACGAGCUAUAUAUUUUUGAAGUUAACACAUGCUGAAAGCAAAAUUUACAUUUUCUUUGCAUAACAGUUCAACAAUUCUGUGGUAACAUUUCCAAACAUGAAUGCCUAAAACAAUCUGUUGAGGACACAAAUGGUAACUGUUUGGCCGACGAUAAAUACAUUGUGUAUGAUUUGUGUUACAGAGUUGUAUUUAAAUUGUAAUAACCUUCUUUAAAAUGUUGACAUUAUUGCAUUCACUUUGAGCUUGUGAACUUUAUUUCUCAGUUCAACAGGUUGUACAUACAACCCAGGGACCUGUUUGUAUAGGUCCCUGUACAACCUCACUUUAAAAGCCUUUUAUUUUCAGGAAUUAUCUGCUACCUGUUGGAGUGUAGGUCACACACCUUUGUUUGGACCUGCGUGAAUAAGUGAAUUGUGCCAGAUUACUUAGCAGCAUUAUUGUAUUGAACCUGAUGAAUUGACUGUGUAAUCAAAUGAUUGCAUUGUUGAAGAUAGUCAGUAGAAUGCAGUUUGUUCAGAAAGCACUAGUCUGGUUAAAAUGUCUCAUUGGAAAAAGGGUAUUUCGUGUAAACAUGCAUUUUUCUUAAAUGGUAAUUAACUCUUGUUGUAUGGUCAAAUCAAUGGAAAUCACCUCUGCUGGUAUAUUAAAACUAAUGGUGGGGCUUGCCAAGCCGUUAUUUUAUUCGUACCAAGCCUGAUAUAUAACAACACGAUCAGGCGGUUAUCUUUUUUUCCUGUUUAUCAUACCCCUAAGUCCCCGUUUUUAUAAGAAUAUUUAAAAAAAAUUGCUAUGAUGCUGCAUUUUUUGCGGGAACGAAUACUAUUUUUUAUGUAUUAAUAAUUACGACAUAAGUAUAUGUGCUAUAUAUUUGUAAAAUUUGUUUUUUGCUGUUAAUGUUGCUUUAUGUGUAAAAAAUAUGUAAUAGCUUGGUAUCAAAUUUUUUGUCUUGUUGUUUGUGAUUCUAUUUAAACAAAAAUGAUAACUUUAUAGUUGUUUCUGAUAAAUAUGAAUUAUUCCAAACAUUGAGUGACAUAACAAAUUCCGGAUGACCUGAUAUAAAUAAAUAUAUCAGGCAUCGUUAUAUUAGGUAGAUAACAAUGUAGCAGUCUGAUAAAUUGAAUGUACCUAUUUUAAGAUUAAAUAUCACUGUAUCAUAUGUAAUAUAUUUAAAACAUGAAUGUCCCAUGAUUUUAAAACUGAAUAACUUAAUAGUCCAUAUAUCUUAUGCAAAUGCUGUUCCCCAAAGUUGUCUGCAUUAAAGUCCUGUACUCGCUAUAGUUUUUUAAUUUAUGUAUGAUGUGUUACUUGAAUAGAUUAUUAACAGAAUCUGUGAUAUUUGUUUUAUGAAACAUAUUUGAUUUUGUUAUAAUUGAUUCUCAGUACCAUGUUAAUCCAUGCAUGCUUAUAUAUGUACAAAGAGUACAAUACAAAUAUUUGUAUACCAGUAAUUGUUAUAUGUUUUGUUCUUUAAGUUUGAUGUUUUGCUGUUCGACAAUUGUUGACAGAUAUAUAUGUACACUUGUUUAAUUUUCACCCGUAUACUUACUCAUUUUAUCAGUUGAUGAUCCAGUCAGUAUAAUUAUUAUGUUAUGUUAAGCAGUGUGAAACAAAAUUACAUGUUUUAUAUUUCAAUUAUUUCAUCCACAAUUCGUUCAGCACCAAUAACAGGUGUAAGUUUUGUAUUACAUUCCAUAUUUUUAUAAUAAAAGUGGACGCCACAUAACAGCCAUAUACCAGUAUCAGAUAUUUAAGGCAAUCGUUAUUAAAUAUCUAUACAAUUUGUUUUAUUGCAACGCUUUUAGUAAGAAGCGAGUUAAUUAUAACAAAUUGAACAAUGUACAAUCUCACCUGUUGAAUGUUAAUAACAGUUUGCUUUUCUUGCCAUGAUAUUCAUUUAUGUUUCACUUGUUUUUUAUUUAAGCUGAUAUUUCGGUAAUGAAUUACAUUUAUGUUUAAUACUCAUAUCAUGUCAUAAAAACUGUCUAUAUUAAUAUAUAUCAUCAUACUUUCAUAAAGGCAUAAAUCACUAGUUCUUGUGUACAUCGAACAAAUUGACUACUUGAAUGGUAAAAACAAUAUCAACACAGUCACAGAUAUAUGCACCUUUUUCUUGUCCAUUUUUGUUGAUAGAUGUACAAUUUGUGAAAGCUCAGGUGAUGGUAAAACAUGCUUUACUGUGGUAUGUGCAUAGUAUUUUAUUUUAUUUAAAUUUUAUGUGUAUGCUCACUACAUUUUGUUGAGCAAAUUAAUUUUGGUAAUAAUGGCCCAUGUUGUUAAUUUUGUAAUAUAUGUAUACUGUAAUGUUAUAUGAACACAGGCAUGUUCAAAGUAAAUAAAUAGUGCAAUACGAA